AUGGACACCACAAAACCUCUCAUCGAACUGGAGCUUGACGACGAUGGCAGAAUCAGAAGAACUGGGAAUGUGUUGACGGCAAGCACACACAUCAUAACUGUGGUGGUAGGGGCAGGGGUGCUGGCUCUGGCAUGGGCCAUGGCACAGCUAGGAUGGAUAGCUGGGAUAGGAAGUAUCAUCACCUUUUCAUCUAUCUCCAUUUUCACUUACAGUCUUGUAGCCGAUUGUUACAGGUAUCCAGACCCUGUCACUGGCAAUAGAAAUUAUACUUAUAUGCAAGCUGUCAAGGCUUACUUAGGUGGAACAAUGCAUGUGGCUUGUGGAUUGGUUCAAUAUACCAAGCUGGCUGGGAUCACAGUGGGCUACACAAUAACUUCCUCCACAAGCUUGGUGGCAAUAAGGAAAGCAAUUUGUUUCCACAACAAAGGAAAUGCAGCUUCAUGCAAGUUUUCGAAUAAUCCCUUCAUGAUCGGUUUUGGGAUUUUGCAAAUUUUCUUGUCUCAGAUACCAAACUUUCACGAGCUUACAUGGCUCUCAACUGCUGCUGCCAUCACCUCUUUUGGUUACGUAUUCAUUGGUAGUGGGUUAUGUCUCUCGGUCAUCCUCUCAGGAAAAGGAGCUGCAACCAGCAUAACAGGAACCAAACUACCUUUAGAAGAUAAACUUUUGAAGGUUUUCACAGCAAUGGGAAACAUAGCUCUUGCAUGCACUUACGCUACUGUUAUUUAUGAUAUAAUGGACACAUUAAAGUCACAUCCAGCAGAAAAUAAACAAAUGAGAAGGGCGAACGUGCUAGGGGUGACAGCAAUGACAAUAUUGUUCUUGCUAUGCAGUGGCCUUGGCUAUGCUGCUUUUGGUGACAACACACCUGGGAACAUCUUGACCGGAUUUACCGAACCCUUCUGGUUGGUCGCACUGGGGAACGGAUGCAUCAUAAUCCACAUGAUUGGAGCAUAUCAGGUGAUGGGUCAACCAUUCUUUCGUAUUGUUGAAAUGGGUGCCAACAUGGUGUGGCCGCAUUCAGAUUUCAUAAACAAGGAAUAUCCAUUCAUGAUAGGCAGUGUAAUGGUUCGUUUCAACUUGUUUAGGCUAGUUUGGAGGACCAUUUUUGUGAUAUUGGCCACAAUCCUUGCCAUGAUAAUGCCAUUUUUCAGUGAGGUUCUUUCCCUUCUUGGAGCAAUUGGGUUCGGGCCCCUAGUUGUCUUUUUCCCCAUACAAAUGCACAUUGCGCAGAAACAGAUUAGAAAACUAUCACUCAGGUGGUGCUGCCUCCAAUUUUUAAGUUGCCUGGGCUUCGUUAUUUCACUGGCUGCUGUAGUCGGUUCAAUUCAUGGGAUUAUUCUGGAUUUCUAUAAAACCAACCUUUUCAUGUAUAAACAAUAG
This is a messenger RNA of Sphenostylis stenocarpa, 1383 nucleotides long. The record is from the annotation of a GenBank genome assembly. Lineage: Eukaryota; Viridiplantae; Streptophyta; Magnoliopsida; Fabales; Fabaceae.